This is a messenger RNA of Syngnathoides biaculeatus (alligator pipefish), 5397 nucleotides long. Its product is annotated as alpha-N-acetylgalactosaminide alpha-2,6-sialyltransferase 1-like. The transcript is spliced from 11 exons. Bases 1804 to 3153 code for a protein of 449 amino acids. Gene Ontology annotation, molecular function: sialyltransferase activity. Lineage: Eukaryota; Metazoa; Chordata; Actinopteri; Syngnathiformes; Syngnathidae. The record is from RefSeq and is a predicted model, not a curated record.
GAAAAGUUUGGUGGUUGUAAGCAGGGGUGACAUGAGAGUAUUUGGUGUCAAAUGGGAGGAUUCAGGAGAUAUGAUUUGGUGGAAAAGGAUAACAAUAUGUUACCCCUAAUGCGACAAGCCGAAAGGAAAAUAUUUAUUAACACACUGUCCCAUUAAAAAAAAAUAAAAAAUGUUCUCCCCGUGCCUGUGUGGGUUUCCUCCCACAUCCCAAAAACAUGCAAUAAUUGGACACUCUAAAUUGCCCCUAGGUGUGAUUGUGAGUGCGGCCUUUUGUCGCCAUGUGCCCUGCGAUCAGCCGGAAACCAGUUCAGGGUGUACCCUACCCCCUACCCGUUGACAGCUGGGAUAGGCUCCAGCACUCCCUGUCACCCUUGUGAGGAUAAGUGGCUAAGAAAAUGGAUGGAUGACCUAUUGCACAGGUGUCAAACUCAAGGCCCGGGGUCCAGAUCCGGCCUGCCACAUGAUUUUAUGUGGCCCGCAAAGGCAAAUCAUCGGUGUCAAAAUCCAGGAUUCUUGUGAAAAUAUGUCCCAAUAUUUCAAAUUUUCAUACAUCGUAAAUGAUAAUGUUGAGAUAUUAUCCGCAUUUUUGUGUUACCAAACAUAAACAAUGGUUGUAAAACCCAUCACCCUCGGUUUCGGAUUCCCAAACUAUUUCAUACAUUUCAUGUGUGAAUAUGAGGAGGCAAUUCAGGAUUUCUAUAGAUUUCCCCAUAACGGCCCUCUGAGGGAAAUCGUAACUACAAUGUGGCCCGUUACAAAAAUGAGUUUGACACCCCUGCCCUAUUGGAUUUCUUUAUUUCAUAAUAUAUAAUCAACCAUAGAAUAAUUAUACAUAAUGUUAUGUGUGUGUAUUUUUAUUCUUUAUCUCCCUUUCACACUUUGAUGUUAUUAUGAUGCGGAUCUUUUGUGAUGCGGAAUUCUGGAAUGUUCCAAGGAGUGCCUAUAUAAGGACGAGAAGGACCGUCAACGGAGCUUCUUAUCACUGCUCUUCGGACAAGUAUACAAGUACAUGCCGCAUUGCAUUAUGCCUUUCGUCCUCGGACAUUUCUGGAACGUUUGUUGACUUGGAAUAUUCGGACAGAUAAUUUCAGUCAGGAAAUGACAAGCUUUGAGCCAGCAGGGGGGGGUUGUGUGCACAUGAAGAUGAAAUUUAAGAGAUUUUUUUUUUUUUUUUAAACCAAUUGGGCAGAAAUCUUAAUGAGGCUUUAUCUGGUGCAUUUAGCCUACCCUUCCUGUUACUUUAUAUUCACCCGGGCAUGUUUUUGUGUUUUUAUUACAUUUGAAGGAUGAUAGGAACCAGCAUGGUGCAGGGCCAAACCCCAAAAUGUGGUUACAGCGUUCAUAUUCUCAGUAUACAGUGGGAGCAGUCCUUGGUCUGGUCUUCUAGAAUAAAAAUAGGUAUUGUACCAAGUUAACCCACCUCUGGCAAGUGAAUAGUACAUCGCGCCCUUGCAGAUAACAAAUGAAUCAAUCUUCACUUCCUCUGUACACCAGUUGCCUAAACAAAUCUCUUGGUUCACUUCAGCCCCUCCCUGGAACAAAUGGCACUUCAGUUCCUUAGUACAGCUGUUGACUGAAGGAAUCACUCAGUUCACUUAAGUCCCUCCCCAAGCCUGAUGCUGGCCACUCAUUGGCCAUUCGCCGAAGUCCUCAAGGCCUGGACGACGGCAGGUCGGGGAGCAAGUUCUGCCGCAUGCUGCGUGACGUAACCCUGCCCAUUGUGCGAUUGCCACAAGGUGCCACAUCCCUCCCGCCCCCAGCAGAGCCGCGAUCCUUCCAGCCGGGCAGGUCCAAUGUGCGGCGAUGGCCUUCCACACAUCCAAGAUUUUUACUUGGCUGUUUUUCAUCUUCGUUGGGACUGUCUUUUUUGUUCUAUAUCAAGAAAAUCUAACAGUCAACAUCAACUGGACCACAUUCUCAAGGAACUUUGAGACUGUCGUCACAAAAUGGAAUCGUGAGCAAGCAGCCCCCGGACCGAUCGCCUUAAACGCUACAGCACCCGCCAAGUGGGUAACCUCAAUGCCCGUCACGGAGUUUGAAGGCGAGAGAGAAAACGUGUCCACCCGCGGCGUCGUCGUCGUCGUCCCCGUCCCCGUCCCCGAGACCCCCAUGCCCAUCCUCCUGAAAAAAGACUUCUCCAAACUUCCCGUCUGGGACUUUGAGGAUGUGUACAAUCAGGAUGCUGCACCUCCAAACGGCAGUUGCCGGGAAUCGCUGCGGAAUUCCAAGGAGAAGAGUUUCAUGGAGGCUUUCCUUCCAAAUAUACGUUUGUUCCUCCAUAAGAGCAACAUUAACAUGAGCGAGUGGAACAGGCUCUCCCAUUUCAACAAUCCUUUUGGCUUCAUGGGAUUCUCUUACAACGAUGUAAUCUCCUCAGUCAAGUUGAUCCCAGAACCAAAGGAGCCCCUCCUGUCUCCAAAGCCAGGCGGCGAUGGUUGCAUUCGUUGUGCCGUUGUGGGUACCGCCGGCAUCCUGAACGGCUCCAAAAUGGGGAAAGAAAUUGACGCGCACGAUUAUGUCUUCAGGAUGAACGGCGCCGUCAUCAAGGGUUACGAGGAGGACGUGGGGAACAAGACGUCCGUCUACGUCCACACGGCGCACUCCAUCACCAUGUCUCUAUAUCUCUUCAAGAAAUACGGCUACAAGUCGGCCCCCCACGACGAGGGCAUCAAGUAUGUGAUGAUUCCAGAGGGCAUGCGGGACUUCCAGUGGCUCCAAGGACUCCUCAGGGGCGAAAGGGUGUCGCUUGGCUCCUACAAAAACAAACGGCCCCGGACGUAUUACACGGGGCAGUACAACGAGAGCCGCUUUUACGUCCUGCACCAGGACUUUCUGCGAUAUGUGCGAAACAGGUUCUUGAAGUCCCCCCACCUGAACGGACGAUACUGGACAAUAGUCCGACCGACGAAUGGUGCUUUUACAAUCUUCCUAGCUCUCCACACAUGUGAUAGAGUCGACGUGUACGGCUUCAUGACGAGAGACUACGCUAAGUACUCCAACUACUAUUUCGAGAAGCACGACAAGAGUCGCGUGAUUUUUUAUGCCAAUCAUGACUACAUUCUGGAAAUGAAAACCUGGGAGAAGCUUCACAAUGACAAAAUCCUGCGGCUGUACCAAAGAAAUGAAAAGGAACCCCCGCCAACAAAAACGUAACAGGGGAACACUGUCCGUUUUCUUUUUUGUUGCAAUGAUGCAGUGUAUCCACACUCCUAAAGACGUUUGAAGGAUGCUUUUUAGCACUAUUUAUGUUGACUAUAUUUUGACUCUUGACGCUAAUACUGAGUUCUGGUGCCGCUCGUAGUUUUGAUGGAUGAAAUUUCAAUGAACACACUGAAAGCUAAUUGUGAAGAAAUAUUUUUUUUUGGACUGAAACUGCAGUGAUGCAGUUACCGUAAUUUCUGGCCUAGAAGCCAUUACUUUUUUCACACGCUUUCAACCCUGCGGUUUAUGCGGUGAUGUGGCUAAUUUGUGCAUUUUUUUCUAACGGCCGCAAGGAGGGCACUCGAGCGGUGGAAUAUAUGUACCGAGGAAGUAACUUUUACCGGAACGGCCCUGUUAGCGCUGCGCUAGCGUGGUACUGCCAUGUCUCAGUGAUUUUUACUGGUAUGUUUUUUUUUUUUUUUUAAACGACCCUGUUAGUGCGGCGUUAGGGUUAGCACGGCGCCGCCAGCGUUAAACUCUCUGUGUACCGUCUUUCUAUGUUAAUAUCUCGUGUUUCAAUGCGGGUUUUAAUGUGGGCACUUGCGGCUUUUUUACAGCUGCAGUGUAUGUAUGUACCAAAUGGUGUUUCCUUUACAAAUGUACUGGGUGAGGCUUAUAACGUGCGCUCUGUUGGCCGGGAAUUAUGGUACUGUUGUUGUCAGAUUUAAAGUCAGAUUAAUUUAUUUAUUUUUGUACGCAAGUAUAGGCAAACUUCAUAAGUACCCGAUAUCUUGGAUGAAGACUGAUUUCAGCUUAUACUGUUACCGCCCAUCACCCAACCCUCAUCUGUUCUCUUCACUUCACUUUUUUUUCAUCCACACUGCAUGUUAGAUGUUUUUUUUUCCCGUCCAAUCAGAUCAGCCUCAAUGCGGUGACAUGUAAAUCUCCAGUUCUCUGCAAUGGGCCUUCAGAAUCAAUAUUGCUUAUUGAUGUAUCUUAAACUAUAUUAGCAACUGGAGUGUUUCUUCAAUCGUUACCGAUGUACGCAUUUUGAUAUCCUUUGAUUGGCGUGUCAGAGCAAAAAUGUUACUGCUCGGUUCAUAUACCAAAACAACAUCUGUGGUGAUUUGCACACAUUGAUAUAUCUAUUUAUCAUUUAUUUAUCUUCGGUGACUAUGCUCAUUGUCCGGCUGAAAACUUGUACAUCUACAUAUGAUUCAUUCUUUUUUUUUUCACAAAUCAAUACUAUUGGUCUCUCCCAACACCAUUUUUUUUUACAUAUGAUUAAUCAAUUUGAAGAGUUGAAAAUAAGUUGAGAACAAAUCUAUUAACCCUCUCGGAUGCUCAAGUGUCCUGAGAAGUGUUGUAAAUUUCCACUUCUUCCCUCAUUCUGCUGGAGCAUCCAGCCUGAAACGCUGGGUGGUUUUUUCUCCGUUAAUUUUUUUUUUUUUUUUACACACGAUGCUGGUGUUUUUGCGGUUGGGGUCACUGCACGGGGAAACAUUAUCGCGGUCGGGCACGGUGUUGAAGCUCGGGUGGUAAAACCGACUCACCCGAUUGCACACCUUGCCAAAGUGAAGAAUUCAGAGCUGGGCUGCGGCAUUGUCUCCCCGACAUGGGUUACUACACAACAAUAACGGGGGAAUUAGCGAUGGUGUGCUAAAUAAUCAAGUCAUGCAAUGUCUUGGAUUUCAGUCAUGACUCAGAGCUAGUUGGGAUAAAUAACAUUUGCACUGUUUGUGGGAAAUAAAUAUAUAUUAUGUACAUAAUGCAUUGAUUUUAUGAUUCCCCCAAUCAGCUUCAGUUACAUUCACUAACAACAUAGCAGCGAAGAGAGAGGAGUGAGUUUACAAGAUCACAAUCGGUGUCGCCAACUCGGCGACUUUUCCGGCACUUUUGAGCGUCAACCUUUGCAAAACUAUGAAGUAUUUUAAUCCUCCUACUAAUGUACAUGAGAAAAGUGGAUUGAGAGCGCUGCAGUGGGUCCGGCGAGACUCCAAACGGACAAGCCCAGUUUAAAGUCUCAUUUUACGACCUUAAAUAGUUUACUAUUUAAAAUGUUUAUUCGUGAUUGUGUUUGGGUACAUGUUUUGAAUAAAGGAAAUUUAUUUUUCCAAGAGGAAGCACUUUCAACAUUAUCUGUAAAGGAAAAAAAAUAUAUAGUGUAUUUCUGUUUAUGUAUGUUAAUGCUUGAAUAUUUGUGUUUCAAAGCUUGUUUGGUACCAAGGGGAAAAGGCAGAUCUCCAUAAAGAGGAG